Molecule: messenger RNA, 1360 nt
Organism: Drosophila grimshawi
Lineage: Eukaryota; Metazoa; Arthropoda; Insecta; Diptera; Drosophilidae
Product: MORN repeat-containing protein 3
Exons: 2
Coding region: 119-1021 (300 amino acids)
Source: RefSeq, a predicted model, not a curated record
AUACAACACAAUAUUAACUCCAAUACUACACAAAAGUACAAUUGAAAAAGUGAUAAAUUCGUGUUUAAAAAGUAAAUUUCAAUUUCUCUUAUAUAUAGAGUAAAUUUCUGCUGAUAUUAUGGGCAUCUGUGUGCGUCGCUUUCUCUGCCCCAAUAAGCCCGUAUGUAGCACGGGCUGUCGCGCUACUUUUUACUAUCCGGGUGGAGGCAGCUACACGGGUUAUUGGCUAUGCAACAAGCAUCAUGGUUGGGGGACUAAGACUACGGCGGAGCGGAGUGCCGCGUACUAUGCGAACAAGAAGCAACCGCAGGGUCAGCUCAUCUACAAUGGUCACUGGGCGCAGGGUAAGCGGCAGGGUUGUGGCUCGAUGAUACGCAAGAGGGGCACAGAUAUGCAGACAGUGUAUACUGGACAGUGGUACGAUGACAUGAAGUGCGGCGAGGGCAAACAGUUCUAUCCGGACGGAUGCGUCUACUUUGGAUGCUGGCUGCGGAACCGUCGUCAUGGUCUGGGCAUUCAGUGGUAUGGCGAUGGCAGCAUCUAUGUCGGCGAGUGGGAAGCGGAUUUCAAGCAUGGAUUGGGCAUACACUUCUAUGCUAAUGGCAAUCGCUACGAGGGCCAUUUUUCACGUGGUUAUAAGAAUGGCGAGGGUGUCUUCUAUCACAUGCAUACGGGCCAGAUACAGAAGGGCAUGUGGGAGAAUGAUAAUGCGAAGACAUCACUGAUGCAGGAUGAGCGGGAUAUUAGACGCAAUGAUGAACCUACUCCAUAUCCGAUACCACGCAAUUAUCUCACAUAUCCCAAUGAGAUAAUGAGAGAGCUUUUCCAACGCUAUCGACCGCGGGCCGACUUACCCCAUCGUCGCUUCAAUGACAAGGUCAGUCUGGAGUUUGUGCACAGCUCUCGGCAAUUUGCCUCAUUCGAGGAGCGACUGUCGACUCCGACGGCUCUCGAUCUCCAUCCCAACUCGGGCUAUGUGUGUACCUGCAGCUGCAGUGCUGAGAUACCAGCAGUGUUGUAAAAAGUCUGUUUGAGAUACCCUAUUAAAAUAUAUGGGACACAUGUCAACCACAUAAAACAUAUUUGGGGUUAGACCAAUACAAAAAUAUUAAAUAAUAGACAGCGGGAGGAGGAGGAAAGUGUGAAUUGUGUAUGAAGUGCAAACACCUGGUUUGGUCAGCAUUUUGAGACUGGGUUCGCUGCUCUUGGGCCUGCUUUUGUCAGCUUUGGGUAAAUCAUUUCACAUGCAAAUUUGAUGGUCGAGUUGUUGUCUCCUUUGGGGAUCCCAUUUAAAAAAGAAAAAGGUGCUGCUCCUCUUCAACACAAUAUUCAAUUCAAUAAAGGAUAAUUUUAAUAGUGA